AUGCUGCCAGUAGAUGUGGUGGAGGUGAAGCCUUCACCUGUAAAAAUCAGAAAUCAUGGGCCAUCAAUGACAAAUUGGCCUUUUGGAUUUGCUGCUGCCACCAUUCCAGGCUUGAGCGAACAAGACCGCUGCUGUGCAUGCUAUAAACUUGAUUUUACCAGUGGUCCAGUCCAAGGAAAAACCAUGAUUGUCCAGGUCACCAACAGUGGAGGGGAUGUGAAUGCGUUGGAAUCUUCAAUGGAUGCCAGUCACAGUGGAAUACACCACCUGAUAGAAGAGGCAAUCGAUGUGGUGGUAUUUCUUCUCUUCAAGCAUGUGAUGCUCUUCCUCAACAAAUUCGAGAUGGAUGCUAAUUUAGAUUUGAUUAGUUGA
Molecule: messenger RNA, 372 nt
Organism: Darwinula stevensoni
Lineage: Eukaryota; Metazoa; Arthropoda; Ostracoda; Podocopida; Darwinulidae
Source: the annotation of a GenBank genome assembly